AUGCUGUCCAGCUCCUUCAGGUUCAAGAAUGCCCUGUGCAUCCGCAGUCGUGUAGCGGCAUGUUGGAACACUACUGCAGCUAACGCGGCCCGCCAAGUGCACCCAAUCUCCCAACUCAGUCUUGAUCUGGGCAAUCAACUCAAGGUCGAGCACAACACUUUGGCAGCUUUCAAUCUGUUCAAGAAAGAAGUCUACGACGUUUCUCAAAACCUGAAUGAUCCUCGUUUCACCCUCCAAAGGUCUUUCGGUCUCAACUCGGUGCUCAAACAACUUUUGCAGGCGUCCAAAGCAGACCUGACGUCUUCCAAAGGCUCUGCAGACUCUAACGCGCAGCUCCCACCAAAUCCCUACGAGAUUUUAACUGUUAUGUGUCAGCACGGGCUUGCACGCGAUUUGCACUUCCAAGUGGUUUUUGAGCACUUGGUCGCCUCUAAUGCUCCUCAAGAUAUCCUCGGUCUGUGGGUGAAAUACCUCGAGACACUGACUGAAAACCCUAGGGCUAUAACAUACGGCUCACACCAUGAAAACAACCUGGCCCUUGCAUCUAUUGGCUACCUCAUGCUUCGAGACAAGGCACCUCACCUAUCCGAAUUGGCUCAAAUUCUAAACAUAGGUGACACUCCGGAGAAAAUCCAAAUGUCAAGACUCAGAUACCUGAUUGACACGUUGCAAAUGGACCCUGCUGUUCGCAAAAUUGCGAAAAACAGCUACUCUUUACUUCUGCUAGAUUUCGUGCGCACAUGCAGACCGGAAUUCGAAAAACAGCUGAAGGGCCUCGAUCUUGUGCAAGAUGUUCAGAGUUUAUUUCAGAACCUUUCAACUGCCUCGAGAUUGUCUGAGCAACCUCUAAGUGGCGAUAUUAUUGCUGCUUUUAUGAUCAAAUUCACUCAGUUGAAAAAACCACAGCAAGCGAUCCAGUGUUUUAACUUGAUUAAACAGACCGGGAAAGUCGAUUUAUCUACUCAAAAUGCCUUGCUUGUGGCGGUCGCCAACAUCCCGGUUUUUGGAAGAGACGUGAGAGAGCAAAAGGCGAAACGGAUUGAGGCCGUUUGGAAUACAUAUUUUACUAAUUCCUCCGAUCCAAUCGAAACCAGCUCUUAUAUUGCAUUAGUUAGAGCAUUGGGAGAAAGCAGGAAUUUCCAACAAUUGCAGCAACUGUGGAUAAACGAAAUUCCGUCUGCAUUGAAAGCAGAACAAAAACUAACUGAGGAGUACCUUUUAUUUCAGUCUUUCAGAAAGAACUUCAGUCUCGAAGGCAUAAAGGGUCAGUUACCAGAGAAAAUCGGUUCUCUAGAACUGGCAAAUCAAGUUCUCCGUAAAAUGACUGAAGAGAGACUGCCCGAAGCAGAAAUUGACCAAUUCUAUAAACAGCAGUUCACAGACCCAGAUGCUCCGCUGAAACCAGACAGCACGACCCUGGCCCUAAAGAUGUACUUCAACUCCUUAUACACCAAGGAUCCAGAAUUUCAGUUCUUCAAAAGCAUUUCAAAGAGUAAAAAUGACGUCGGCACUUCCACUGAAAUUUUCAAGAAGUUUACAGAAAUUUGCCCAGAAAUAGACACUGUGCGGAGUGUUUUCAAAGAAAUUGAAACCCCGCUAGGAGCCAAAAAGUAUGGAUACAUGAUAACUGCAGAAUCUAAGGCCGGAAACAUUGAUGCCUGUGAGGAAGUUUUCAAGAAGUUUGUCAAGGAAACACGAGACAUGAAUACGAUUACCAGGUCUAUUUUGGAUCCCAUCAUUGAAGCUGUUUGUGAGCAAAGUAUCAAGGAAAAGUCUACCGCUCUGCUUGAAAAAAUGCUUGUCUACGCGACUUUUGCCAAGAAAGCUCAAAAGUCCUUGACAUACCAGGCAGCAUCAAAAGUAACGCACACGCUGGCUCAGGUGUCAAAGGCUUUAAGCGGCAAGUUCACAUCAAGCGAGGCUGAUACAAUCGCGAAACUUCUUCAAGAUGUUUACGCGGUGAGGAACUUCACGCCAUCUCAGCGCAACGUCGACAUUUUGGUUCAAAAUAAGGUUGCUUUGCCCAAGGCCUCCAAAUAA
Lachancea meyersii CBS 8951 is the source of this 2040-nucleotide messenger RNA. The record is from the annotation of a GenBank genome assembly. NCBI's taxonomy places the organism in Eukaryota, Fungi, Ascomycota, Saccharomycetes, Saccharomycetales, Saccharomycetaceae.